GUUGGUUCUAUAUCAUGGGCUAAUAAGCCACUUAUCCAAUCUCCUAUGUCUUGUACAUGUUCCUUGUUGUCUUCUUUUGCUCGCACAAAAUCGUCCUGCAGGCUAUGGAUUAACCACAGAUCAAGAACAACUUGGAUUCGCUUGCAACAUGGCGCAGCAGGAUCUCUACAGGAGCCCGUUCCAGCGUUUGCUCAAGAGCUCGAAUCCAUGAAAAGCCGCCACAUGCCAACUGAUGAGGGUCCCUGGGAUGGUUUCAAUAUUCGCGCUCUGCGGAAGACUCUUCAGAGCCACCUCUCACUUUCCGACUUGCAGCCGGCAAACAGUGUCCCUCCAGGUUAUCAUCAAGUGUCAUUCAACAGCCUGCCGUACGAACAUGAGCUAGGCCACGACGGUGCUGAAAAGCGCCAUGCUCCGAGUGACGAAUGGAAGUAUCGAGUAUGGGCUGGAGGCUACAUGGAGUUUCAGAUACCCAACAUAUGGACCGCCCGACCGAAAUUCGUCGCUGUUAAGGAACGGAUUACAGACACCCGGCUCGUUGGCGAUCUCGCCGGUGGGAACGCAAAAGUCUUCGUCACGUUAACAAGGACUCUCUUUCCUGCCAUGGUGGACGCCCGGGGGAAGCCCGUGCGUAGAAGGCUGGGGGGCCUCCGCGCCACGAACCGAAGGGACAACAUCGUGCUUAAAGAAGAAAAAUAUCUUUGCUUCAUGCGCGAAAUCCCAGAGAGUCUGAAAUCGACGGCUACGCCACGUAGAUUGACGCCUCCUUCCAACCCCGUAUACUCCCAAAGUAUGACACCUUCACCAACGCUGCUCUUCAGAUUCAGCGCACUGUCAAGAAACGCCCAUGCUAUCCAUCUCGAUGCAGAAUAUACCCGACAAGUUUAUGGUCUUCCAAAACUCAUUGUACACGGCCCGCUUACCUCUGUCCUCAUGUUGGAUAUUCUUGGUGAGGCUCUCGCUCUUCACACGGUCGGAAAACCGUAUACCUUCGCGGUCCGGACGUUCCAGUACAAGAAUCUUCUCCCGCUUUUCGUGAAUGAACAGAUCACGAUUGCCUGCAAGAAGUUGCAUGAUAUUCAACCCCAAGGGACGAAAUUUAGGACCGCGUUCGGGGUGACGUGGGAAAAAUGGGAGGUUUGGAUUCAAAAGGGAGUGGGACAAGACGCGACCACGGCGGUCCGCGGGUCAGCCUGGGUUUCGCCCGUCGCGCAUCCCAGUUCAGAGGCCUCGUCAGAAGCUGCCGAACCAGCGCUGUCGAGCACGGAGUUCCAAACCCAAAACUUGAAUGAAGAGGGAGAAGAGCAAGCUGCCAAUACUGCCUCGGAGUGAGGAGCAUCCUUGCGACUGGGUCUGCCUCUAAUUGCCAGGUCACUCUCCCCUCGCCUCUUGUUGACCGCGGUCCAGCAAAAUGAACUCGGCUCAUCGACGAAGAGUUCACAGGUUGGAUUCGACCAUCCAUCGUAAGAUCCGGAAUAACCUCGCCUGAAGAAGGAAUCCACGGCCCAUGGAGGCUCGAGAUAUCCCCUACGAACCCGAGUACUCCGUGUAUGCAGCAGACCGAAAAUUCCCGGCCACAGGCAAUCUUGCAGCGGACUUGCGAGAAGGUGCAAUCCUAGGAGUUAUCUCCGCAUCUCAUCGAACCAUUGCGUCGAACGCAUGUGGAUACGUUCAUGGGAGCACUCAUUGAGAUCGAAGACGACGAUGAGACGAACUGAGUGAUCGCGUUUAGUUCAUGCCCCUUCAAGGAGCGGAAUGAAGUCCCUCGGCAGCUCUUGUGGCUAUCCAAAAAUAUACAAGUGUGUUGUAUCCGCCAGGGAGACUGCCACGCAGCGGCAUGUAUGGAGGUGCGUUCUAUGCCGAUUGCCCGUGUAAACAAAAUCCCAAACUGUUGUGCCGCCAAUUCAAUCAAUGCAUUUUGUU
Messenger RNA from Cladophialophora immunda, 1920 nucleotides. RefSeq lists its product as uncharacterized. The record is from RefSeq and is a predicted model, not a curated record. Lineage: Eukaryota; Fungi; Ascomycota; Eurotiomycetes; Chaetothyriales; Herpotrichiellaceae. Bases 46 to 1329 code for a protein of 427 amino acids. Gene Ontology annotation, molecular function: (3R)-hydroxyacyl-[acyl-carrier-protein] dehydratase activity. The transcript has a single exon. Gene Ontology annotation, cellular component: mitochondrion.